AUGUCAAAUCAAUUUAGUAAUCAAAGGUGUAGCAAAUGCUACCAAAAAUAUUCAGGUUUAAAAGCAACGUGUUCUGAUUCUAGUUGUAACCGGGAACACCUUUUCAAAAAAAAUGGACAACUUUUUUGUGUUGUGUGUUUAAUGAGAGAAGGAAAUAUAAAAUGUCAAAAAUGUCGUAAAUCGAUAACUUGCUUAGAAGAAAUGGGCAAGUGGAGAGGGAACGUGUUUUCGUCGGAUGACCAUACUUAUGAUAUCAACAAUUUUGGGUGUGAAUGUCGCGAGUGUAACCAUGGUGAAAACAAAAAAAGUAAGUUAAAACGUUGUCAGGGAACCUUUUCCGUUGAUUACAACGGAGGCCACAAAGCCAAAUACGGCUCCACGCAAUUUAAUCAAUGUGAUUCGGCAGUUCCGAUUGACGGAGGGGAUUUUUGUCAGCAAUGUCAAGGUCAAACAGAAACCUACCAACAACUAAAAGUUAGAUUAGAUGCCGAACACAAGCGAAUAUUUGAAGAAUACCGCCGAGCCCGGGAAAAAGCCCAAAAUUGGUGGAAUACUCUUUCGAGUUCCGACCCGCAUUUGGUUCCGAUUCAAAUCACGGAUGAGUUUCUGGAAAAAGAAAUUGGAUUUAGGGAUAAUUUAGCACUAGAAAUGAUACAUAAUCAACAAAUGGUAGUGAGGAAAAAUAAUAAUGAUAAUAGUUCACCGUUGGCUGAUAAUCCUGUUUCUCCUACUCAACCACCGCAACCCGAAAAUAACCAAAGAACCGACGAAAAGAACCAUAAUGACGGGCAAAAAUCAUUAGAAAAUAGGGACAAGAGCGAAAAGAAAAAAAUAGAAGUUGGAAAUGAAAAUAAGGAUAAUAAAUUAAUUAUCGACUUGAAAAAUGUCAAAAAAAUAACGUUAAGAGAAGAUGGUAAAUUAGAAAUUGAAUUUAAUAAUAGUGAAAAUGGUAAUUAUUCAAUAAGCCAAAUUGUAACUGACGAACAAAUAAGUAAUAACCAAGAACUACAAAAAAUUAAAAAUUAUUGUCAGGAGAAAGGCAAAACGAGUCUGGAGCAGCAAGAAUUAAAUAGCCUUCUUUCUGUUACCACUCCGGAAAAGCCCCGUGAUGGCAAUAAUUCUCUCUUAAUAAUAAGUAUCUUUGGUGGGACUUUAAUAGUGGGAAUAGUGAUUGGAUUAUUUUGGAGAAAGAAAAAGAGAUAA
This is a messenger RNA of Racocetra persica, 1203 nucleotides long. The record is from the annotation of a GenBank genome assembly. NCBI's taxonomy places the organism in Eukaryota, Fungi, Glomeromycota, Glomeromycetes, Diversisporales, Gigasporaceae.